This is a messenger RNA of Peronospora matthiolae, 1119 nucleotides long. The record is from the annotation of a GenBank genome assembly. Lineage: Eukaryota; Oomycota; Peronosporomycetes; Peronosporales; Peronosporaceae.
AUGCCGCUCCCACGCGCGCUCCUCGUCCCCCUCGCCCUCUCCUCCGUCUCCUUCCAAGUCCACGCCGCGCCCGUGUCCCUCACUGAAGCCACGUUCGACCACGAGACGAGCACCGGCGUCUGGUUCAUCAAGUUCUACGCGCCCUGGUGUAGCCAUUGCAAGCAACUGGCGCCCACCAUCGACGCGCUGUCGACCGCCAAGGAGCUCCGAGACACGGACGUGCACGUGGCCAACGUCGACUGCACGACCGAGCGGAGCGUGUGCGAGCGCUUCAGCGUGGGCUCCUACCCCACGCUCAAAGUCGUGGCUCACGGCAAGUCGUACGACUACAACGGCCGUCGGGACGUUCCGACAAUGGCUACAUUUGCAACCCAUGGGUACAAAACCGAGUUUGGCGAGCAGGUCUUGAGCUACCCCGAGUACGUCGAGCAGCGCAAAGCAGCGGCGGCGGAGCAGCAGGAGAACGAGCGCCAGAGCGCGGUCGUGCAGCUCACCACGGCCUCGUUUGAACGCCAAGUGCUGGGCAGCAACAGCCCGUGGCUCAUCAAGUUUUACGCCCCGUGGUGUGGCCACUGCAAGCGCCUGGCGCCCACGUGGAACAAAUUGAGUCGCACCUUGCAGGAGAAUGGCAGCCAGACGCACGUGGCCAAGGUGGACUGCACUGUGCACCGUCGCGUGUGCUCGCGCUUUGGCGUGCACGGCUAUCCGUCGCUGGUUUACAUCAGGGAGGGCCAAGUGUACCGGUACAAGGGUGGACGGUCACUGCCGGCGUUCCUGGACUUUGUCGAGAGUGGCUGGGAGACGGCCGAGUCGACGGGGCCGAUACCGGACGAAGGCUUUUUCUCCAAGAUUGUCGACACGGUCAUUGAGUGGGCGACGGAGCACACGGUCUUGGCGGUCUUGGCCUGCAUUCUGGUGGUUGCUAUUGUAGUGGCGAUCUUGGUGGCGAUGCUGGAUUACUGGCUGGGUGCUGACGACGUGACGCAGUACAAGAAGGUGCUGGAGGAGAAAGGAGCGGAAGGGAAGGAUGACGGAGAUGAAGAGGAGGAAGAGCUCCUGCCGCGCACGCCGUCGGCGGCCGAGGCUAAAAAGUCUGGUCUGAAGCCAAAGGACGAGUAA